Messenger RNA from Scylla paramamosain (green mud crab), 2696 nucleotides. RefSeq lists its product as uncharacterized. Bases 841 to 2127 code for a protein of 428 amino acids. Lineage: Eukaryota; Metazoa; Arthropoda; Malacostraca; Decapoda; Portunidae. The transcript has 11 exons. The record is from RefSeq and is a predicted model, not a curated record. Gene Ontology annotation, molecular function: oxidoreductase activity, acting on a sulfur group of donors, disulfide as acceptor.
AAAUAAUGACGAUGCCGGUGUCGCCAUAACGAAGCGGAUUUCAGAUAACGAAGCGAGUUUCACGAUAACGAAGCGGGAAUCGCUAUAACGAAGCAGAUUUCACGAUAACGAAGCGGAUUUCACGAUAACGAAGCGAAUUUCACGAUAACGAAGCGAAUUUCACGAUAACGAAGCGAAUUUCACGAUAACGAAGCGAGCUUCACGAUAACGAAUCGGAUUUCACGAUAACGAAGCGAGCUUCACGAUAAAGAAGUGGGUGUCGCCAUAACGAAGCUGAUUUCACGAUAUCAAAGCGAAUUUCACGAUAACGAAGCGAGUUUCACGAUAAAGAAGCGGGUGUCGCUAUAACGAAGCGGAUUUCACGAUAACGAGGCGAGUUUCACAAUAACGAUGCGAUAUUGAAGUAAGUUUUCCUUGGCAGGGAUGAAUCCUUUCUCCCCUCGAGGAGCCAUCCCAGGCCUGCAGGAGUGUGUGGGGACAGUGGCAGUGCAGCCCCCAGCGCCUCACACUGAACAAGAGGUCAUCACAAAGAACAUUUUGACAACUCAUCAGACACUGCCGUGGAAGGCGCACUCUUCACCCGAAAAGAGGCCCCUCGCGUGGCAGUGUCUGGGGCGCGGUGGAGGGCAAGUGUUGUCUGCUUUACAGUUAGGUCCUGAACGCGGAAGUUUGGUGAACCACUACACACAAUUCACCAGACACUGUCACGGGAGGAGGAGCCCUUAUCCCCCCUUCAGGAUCCCUCUGAUGGCAGUAUUUGGUGGAUGGUGCGUGGUGCCCUCUUGUCAACGGUGACCUCUUGUUGCGUGUGAUGGGCUGGAAGUGGACGGUCAUAUCUGAAUGAGACUUCUGGAGGGCUACAGCGUUAAUGAUGGCAAGCAGCUGUCCUACCUGGCCCUGGAGAAGAGUGUUUUCUACAAGCAAGGAUUCUUAGAGUUGGGAGCACUGCUGCGGUCUGCUGACCCUCUCUUAAUGGAGCCAGCCGAACGCAAGACUCUCUUCAUCAAUGUGUACAACUUGCUGACUAUCCAGGCCAUAGUGAGCAGGAACCCCCUUCCAGAGAGCACCAUCAGUGUGCCUAACUUUUGGCGGCGCUAUGCCUACCAGGUGGGCCCGUACAGCCUGCACCUGGACGACAUUGAGCAUGGCAUCCUGAGAGGCAACCGGCCACAUCCAACAUCAGGCACCACCAUGUUUCUGGACGACGAUCCCCGCUUGGCCCUGACACUGCCUGCUGACCACCGCAUCCAUGGGGCACUCAACUGUGGUGCCAGGAGCUGCCCUCCACUGCAAGCCUAUUACACAGAGCAGCUGGACCAGCAGCUGGACGAGGGGCUGAAUGCAUUCUGCAAUGGCAGCGUGAAACUCCUUGGUGACAACAGCCUUAUCAUCAACUCCAUCUUUCAGUGGUUCAGAGUUGACUUUGGCUCCACUGAAGCCUCUGUCCUGGAGUGGCUGGCUGAGCAGGUGACAGAUGACAUCAUCACCCAGGCUCUCCUUCAGGCCUCCAAUGGCCAGCGCCGCUUCAGCUACAACUAUGACUGGACCCUGAAUGCUGUGUCAGGGGCGGGCGGCGGCAAGGUGAAGGUGGACGUGUACUUCUCGUCCCUUUGUUCAGACACCGUCAGGUUCUUCACCACUCAGCUGUAUCCCGCCUGGACGCAGCUCCAGGACAUUAUGGAUCUUAACCUUGUACCGUUCGGCAAGGCGAAGGCCUCCCCAUUGGGCAAUGGGGACUACCACUUCGAUUGCCAACACGGACCCAAUGAAUGCUAUGGGAACAAAGUGAUGGCCUGCAUUCAGAACUCCUUCCCCAUCGCUACGCAGGUCAAGAUGAUCCACUGCAUGAUGACCAAAGGGUAUCCUGCCUUUGCCGGCCCAGAGUGCAGCAGGGAGCAGGGCGUUGAGUGGGCGGACCUGGAGAGGUGUUCCCAGAGCUCCACCGCAUCGGCGUAUCUUUACCAGAACGGCGUGAAGACCUCUGCCCUCAAGCCUUCCGUGUAUUUCAUUCCCACUAUCACCAUCGACGGGCAAUACGGGCAGUCUCAGCUCAGGACCUCUCUGGGUUCCCUCAAGGACCAGAUCUGCCAGUUCCACAAAGGACCUCCCCACCAGAACUGUGUGUAAGAUUGAAACCCUCGUCCUGCAGGGGUGAGUGAGGAGGAGUCUGCCAGCACCAGAACUCAGUGGUGAGCUCUCCUGUUACGUCACCAUCGCGCAGUUCACCUCCCAUCACUGCAGCUCAGCAAGCCCCUCAACACCAGCUCUCUGCUUUUUGUUUAAACUCAUGGAAAAUAAGUGUCAUUUGUACACCAGAACACCUUCACCUGGUAUCACUGACCAGAUACACUAGCACAUUCAACAGCACCACACUCAACAUACGAGUACACUGCACUGUAAACAUCGAUGUACAGCCCGAUGCCGGAAAUCUCACACAUUCACUCACACAUCAUUCACACUCUUAAUUAACCCUGUCGGCUGUUGGUGAAAAGAAACAGUUUCGUGGACUAUCCUACUAACCACAAGGGCUUAGUCACGGCACAGCUGGCCACAUACUUCCGCAGCAAGACGUGACAACAUACACUACACUGGUUUGCCCCUGUCCCUUCGUCAUGAGACUUUUCCCUACCCUAUACCUAUUCUACUCCUGAGACCACAGCAGAUACAGGGUACGUCCUACGGAUUGUUGUCUUAAA